This is a messenger RNA of Lobosporangium transversale, 1077 nucleotides long. Its product is annotated as Mechanosensitive ion channel-domain-containing protein. Gene Ontology annotation, cellular component: plasma membrane. NCBI's taxonomy places the organism in Eukaryota, Fungi, Mortierellomycota, Mortierellomycetes, Mortierellales, Mortierellaceae. Gene Ontology annotation, biological process: transmembrane transport; monoatomic anion transport. The record is from RefSeq and is a predicted model, not a curated record. The coding region runs from base 1 to 1077 and encodes 358 amino acids. Gene Ontology annotation, molecular function: calcium ion binding; mechanosensitive monoatomic ion channel activity. The transcript is spliced from 3 exons.
AUGACAAGUCCUACGGAAACGAAUGGCAGUAGUCGCAACUCGAUCUUAAUUUCGAAUAAUCGCUACAGUCAUCAACCUCGCAGCCACCGUAAUAAGCCCAACGAGAAUAUUUUCCGCGGGAUUAAUCGACGCCUCCAUGGCAUCGCGCUCGCCAACAAAUCCUCGCCCGCCAAGGAUAUCGGGUCAACCGCAAAUGCUAAACGGCUGGCCAAGACAUUAUUUUACAACCUUCAGAAUAACACUGAUGAAUUGAUAGUCCAAGAUUUCUAUCCUUACUUUGAUGAUGAAGAAGAAGCCAAGCGCGCGUUUAUGAUCUUUGACAAGGAUAGUAACGGCGACAUUUCCAAGAGCGAGAUGAAGGAGAAGAUAUUUUAUGUUUACAAGGAACGAAAGGAUUUGCAUACGUCUCUUCGUGAUUUAUCACAGGCAGUGGGCAAGUUAGAUAUCAUCUUCUUGACCAUUGUUGCUGUGAUUUGGCUACUGAUUGUCCUUUCUAUCUUUGGCAAGGAUAUUGUUAAGAACAUGUUGUCGAUCGGUUCAUUCUUGGUUGCACUCAGCUUUGUGUUCGGAAACUCGCUCAAGAUUUUGUUUGAGAACAUUGUCUUUUUAUUCAUCACGCAUCCUUACGAUUCCGGCGAUCUGGUCUGCAUUGAUGGAUAUGACAUGUAUGUCCGUGAGGUCGGACUUAAUAGCACAACAUUUGUAACCUGGGACGGCAAGCGAAUGUACUUCCCUAACAACAUUAUUAGCCAAAAGCCCAUUCAUAAUGUUCGUCGUUCACCAAACAUGACCGAUAAAAUUGUCCUCAAUAUCGAUUGCUACACACCUCAGUCCAAGAUCCUUGAGUUGCGUGCAAGAAUGCGUGAUUACUUGAUCAGAGAGAGUAAGGACUUUUUGCCGGAUCUCGAGAUCCAGAUUCAGGAAAUGGAUGCUAAGCUCAAGAUCAGUAUGUGUAUCGAGCACAAGGGUAACUGGCAAGACUCUGGUCGCCGUUGGGCACGCCGUACAGCUGUAUGUCUUAAGUUAUUUUUUUUUAUCAUUUCAAGAUUAUUUUUGGCUUACUUUUUUAUUUUUUGA